Messenger RNA from Microsporum canis CBS 113480, 1872 nucleotides. RefSeq lists its product as hypothetical. Gene Ontology annotation, molecular function: microtubule binding. NCBI's taxonomy places the organism in Eukaryota, Fungi, Ascomycota, Eurotiomycetes, Onygenales, Arthrodermataceae. The record is from RefSeq and is a predicted model, not a curated record. Gene Ontology annotation, cellular component: mitotic spindle microtubule; HAUS complex. Gene Ontology annotation, biological process: spindle assembly. The transcript is spliced from 2 exons. The coding region runs from base 1 to 1872 and encodes 623 amino acids.
AUGCGCGUCUCUACACCUAAGUCUGGAGCCGAAACAUGGCCUCCGCGUCCGCCAAUUGCGGUCUUCAUUCGCAACCUGAAGCUACUGCGUCUUGACCUGCGCCCAGAUUGGCCAGGUAUUCUACCAUCGACACUGUCUGAUAGCCAGAAUAAUCUGCGAAGACGGAUACAAGCUGUCGAAUGGGCGCUAUUUUACCUGUUCCAACUAUGGGAUCCCGAGCUCACACGAAAUAAGCUACAGCCAUUCUUCCCACCUCUUGAGCCGCUGCAAUCAUCAAAUCUUCGGGCUGCCCUCUUCCGAUCUCUCUCAGAGUUAACUAAAAACGGAACACUGGGAAGGGAGAGAAUAUUACGAAAAACAAUGCUUGAAGAAUGCACUGGAGAGAAGUUUGAUGAAAUCCUUGCUGAAUUCUCCACGAUCGUGCUGCGUAAAGUUGUGGCUUCAUCUCGUGAAUACAGCACGGGAGCUCCCUCAUUAUCCCUCCCCGCAAGCAAGAAAGGACCACCCAGUGAUACCCAUAACCUACUGCCAAUGAUUAUCGCAUAUCGCGCAUCGUUACAUUCCAUGAUAGACCAGAAAAAUGAGCUGAACUCAACCUGCCGCGAUCUCAAACAAUUCCUUCAUCUGAAAUCUAAUGAGCUUGCAAACUCAAGACGCAUGCCGAAGCCCUUGGCUUCGGAAUUAAGGAAUCAGCAACAUUUUCAAGAGUCUAUCAAUAGAUCAUGGCACGGUGACAUUAACUGGGCUACUACAAUCUUGAAUGGAGAUUCGCAGGCUGGCUCAGAGCCGCUGCUUGAAAUGGAUUUUUCUCAGGUUUGGUCUGGGAUGAAAAAGGUGGAAAUCAAAGGGGGCCCAGGGCCUCAAGCGCAUCCAAACCUUCUAGCGGAUUUGGACGACCGCCUCUCAAGGCAGAAAUCUCGGCUUCAAGGGUGGCGGGAAUUUAAAGAAUCUCUAGACUUGGACAGCCUACGGGUUAGCUUACAGCGACCAGAUACUUCCGAGAGACCGCAAACGUUGCCCCAGAACAAAUGUAGUGUCACAAAUUCCCCAGUCGCAAAUGUUGAAGCGAACCAGGAAACAUACAGUAAUUCAGAUCUCGAUGAAUCCCUAAUAGUUCAUCCAGAACCAGAAAUAUCUUAUACGCCUGAAACCUCUUCCAACUCGAAAGCUAGGGAUGAUGCAGACGCAAACCAGGAGCAAGCUACUGUCUCUCAAGAAGUCUCCGCAGCGGCAAAUUUCAAUGCUCGUGAAUCGGGCGUUGUUGCGAACAUGUCGACAGAUGACCUGCUUGCAAUGCAGUUGGGAGUUCUGCCUUCGAGUAAAGCUGGCACCACAGAGUUACCUGGUAGUAACGCGACGGUAAAUGACACGUCAAUUACCGACGAUACCAGUGGUGUUGAAGAAAAUGAAAACCAACUCCCCGAGGAUGUGGCCUCUGGGGCUACUACUUUGUUGGAACGUACUAGACAGUCUAUGCUGUUUGUAUCUUCCGCUACCCCUCGUCCAUGGAAGCCUAUUUCGGACAACCGGCGACAGUCUCAGCUGCUUUUCCCCGGCGAUCCGUUCGAAACACCAGAAAAAAGAGCGGAAAAUAAGGGAAACUCAAAUAAGGAGGUGUCGGAUGAUGACCCCUACAGUGACUACGUUGAUUAUGACAGUGUGUUCAAAAGCCGGCCAAAGGUAGCUUCGAGCCCUAUCCCAUUCGAAUCAACCCAACAAGGUUCUGGCGAUGAGAACCAGGAUGAGGGUUGCAGUUUUAGUGAACUUGCGCUGGAAAACUCGCCUUUGGGGAAGAUGCAGUCAAGGCCAAGGGCCCAGACCGCUAUACGGCAUCCUGUCAUAUGUACGGAUGCCGCAGAAGCGACAGGUUGA